This is a messenger RNA of Sinocyclocheilus rhinocerous, 1032 nucleotides long. RefSeq names its product integumentary mucin C.1-like. Bases 16 to 1032 code for a protein of 338 amino acids. The transcript is spliced from 7 exons. The record is from RefSeq and is a predicted model, not a curated record. NCBI's taxonomy places the organism in Eukaryota, Metazoa, Chordata, Actinopteri, Cypriniformes, Cyprinidae.
UGGAUCAUUAAUGGGAUGAUGAUGGAUCGCUCCAUGCUGCUGCUCAUAUUUCUUUCAGCAUUUGUAAAUGAGAAUGGACUGAUUCUUGGAAACACUAUAUCUGCUACUACUGUGCUGUUUACUAAGACUGACACCACCUUUCUAAAGACCACAUCAUCUGCUCCUAUGACCACCAAACCAGAAACAAGAGCAACAACUACCACUCCUAUUACCACUACUACCAAUCCUACUACCACCCCUGUUAUCACUACUACCACCCCUACUACCACACCUGUUAUCACUACUACCACCCCUACUACCACCCCUGUUAUCACUACUACCACCACAUUAAGUGCUACGACCACCAGGUCACCCAUAACUACCACUUCAACAACAUCAACUACCAUCCCUAACCCGCUUUUGACCACUACUCAACCUACAGGUAAUACCUGUCCAGAGGAAACACUCAAUGGUUUGACCUUCCCACUCACUGUGACCGGUCAGAUUAGUUAUUCAACACAGCUUUGCCCUCCAGGAACAGCCAGCGCUGGUUUUCCUAAGGCCUCAGCUCAGUGUUUGAAUUUACCACUUUUCCACGCAUUUGGAGGAGUUAAACUUCUGGACUGUGGCUUGAACCUGGAGGUGUUCGAAAGCAAAGUCAACGGGACUCUGGAAGAGAAUAUGUACGUUGCCUCCAGUGUCCAGAUACUCACGUCCAAACCUGAGCAGCUGACAUCCCAGAACAUCACCUCAGCUGCUACGGCUGUCAAUAACCUGCUGUCCGCCAGCAUGUUAAAUGAGUCAGUUGCAGAGUCAGUGGUGGCCACCAUCAGUCAGCUCAUGCGCACUGAUAAAGACCAAUACUCUGAAGACACUUACGAUGCCCUUGAGAAUCUCACAAAGACUUUGGAGGAUUUUGCUUUGAACAUGAAUAACAUUAACUCUAGUGUACUGGUGCAACCAAACCUAGCGGUGCAAAGCAUCAAGUGGCCAAAUUGGACCCCACAAGUGCAAUUCUACUCUGCAACAGGUCAGUGCCGAAACCUCAUAUAA